This is a messenger RNA of Petromyzon marinus (sea lamprey), 1474 nucleotides long. Lineage: Eukaryota; Metazoa; Chordata; Hyperoartia; Petromyzontiformes; Petromyzontidae. The record is from RefSeq and is a predicted model, not a curated record.
CGAUCCUGAGUCUCUUCAAGCCUCACUUGACUGAGCGCCAGAAGCUGGAGCUGGCCACCAUGCAGGAAGUUUGGUUCUUCACUCUGGACGGGGAAGGAAGCUCACGAGGGGGAGUGAAGAACGGAGAAUUUGACGACGACGACAACAACUACAUCCUUGUCCAGAACGAGCACUUCUACUACCGCUUCCAGCUGGACAGGAAGAUUGGGCAGGGUGGGCAGAGCGUGGUGGUGAGGUGUCUGGACCACAAGACUCGGACGAUGGUGGCUCUCAAGAUCCUCGCCUCGCCCUCCACCUCCAGGGAAGAAAAGCACCAGAGAACGGAGCUGCUAAUGUCCAUGGAGCUCCAGAGCGACCGUAGCAACGUGGACUACAACGUAGUCAGGGUCCUGGAGACUUUCUACUUUCGAGGCCACAAAUGCCUUGUCAUGGAGCUGUUGAAGGCGAAACUCCAUUGCGUGCUCAGACAGAUGACGCUGUGGCAAAGUCACGAGGAUGCGGUGAGGUCGUACACUAGGGCCAUCCUCCACUUCCUGGCCCACACCAAGUCCCGGGGCAUCGUACACGGUGACAUCAAGCCCAGCAACGUUCUGUUGGCGAACAUCGCGGAUGGCAUCGUCAGGGUCAGGAACUUCGCCUCAAGCUUCUUUGUGGAUGGCAAAACCUCGCACGUGGGAGGAACCCUCGCCUACGUGGCCCCCGAGGUGCUUCUCGGCUACCCGGCGACCUGCGCUGUGGACACAUGGUCGCUGGGCUGCACCGUCGCCAAGCUGGCCACCGACAGGGAACUCUUCCUCUCGUUCAGCCGCGACGACCACCUGGCAUGCUGCAUCGAGAUCCUGGGCAUGCCUCCAAAAGAAAUGGUGGAGAAAGCUCGCAAAAGAGCGGCAUACUUUGACGAGGCCGGACAGCCUCACUGCCCGGCCAGGAAACGACUCCCGGCAAGUGUCCCCCUGCAUUUGGUGCUGCGGGGAUGUGGAGCUCAGCUUGUGGCCUUCAUUAGCAGCUGCCUGCACGAGGCCACACCCGCCACCACCGAGGCCACCCCCACCACCAUCGAGGCCACCACCAUCACCAGCGAGGCCUUUGGAGCUGCGGAUCUACGAGCUGAGUCGGAGAAAAAGCCCCCAUCAUCAUCAUCCUUGUCAUCAUCGCUGGAUGAGGAUGAGACAGAGGAGGUGGAGGAGGAGGAGAACGAGGAUCAGACGGAGGAGGAGGAUGAGACAGAGGAAGAGGAGAAGAUGGAAGUGGAGGAGAAGACAGAAGACGAGGAGCAGAUGGAAGUGGACGAGAAGACAGAAGAGGAUGAGCAGAUGGAAGAGGAGGAGGUGCAACAGCAGCAGGAGAAGAAGAAGAAAAAGAAGCAAAGGGGUCUGGCCCAUAUGGGCAGGGCGCUCUCCUCGAUCUUCCGCCGCCUGCUGCUGUGUGGUGGGCAGCCCACGGCAGAGUAGCGGGGGGGUGGUGGUGGUGGUGG